Malania oleifera is the source of this 1969-nucleotide messenger RNA. RefSeq lists its product as uncharacterized. Bases 1196 to 1645 code for a protein of 149 amino acids. The record is from RefSeq and is a predicted model, not a curated record. Lineage: Eukaryota; Viridiplantae; Streptophyta; Magnoliopsida; Santalales; Ximeniaceae. The transcript has a single exon.
GGGGGAGUUUUCCAAGUGGAUCCUAGAAAUCCCACAAGAUAUCAGCCACAAGUUCAUGAAUCCCAUGGAAGCAGAGCAACAGAGCCAUGUCUGUGGGUACAAAAAGGCAAAAUACAAUUCAUCACCCCAUAACCCCAAAUUACACACCAUCGGCAUCCCCAUCCUCUCUCACCCUUUAGGGCAGGGUGCCCCUUUUGUCUCCCCCUCUAGGAACUCUACCCCAAAUCCACUGUUCUCAACUUCCCAAUAGAAUCAAUUACACUCGAUUGAUGCCAUAUUACACCUCCGGUUCUGUGUCUCCCCCCCUUUAAAUUCCACCCACGCCCCUCUCUCUCUCUCUCUCUCUCUCUCUCUCUGCUUCAGGAUUUCCCCCAUUCAAUGCCUUUUAAUUUCCAUAUUUAUAGGUCACCAUAGAUGGAAAACAAUUAAGUAUUAACCAUACAGGGCGGAGGAAGAAGAAGGGCAAGAAGAAUGAGGAAAGAGAACCAGUCAAAGGCUUUAUUUUAUUGAACUCCUCCACCCUGUUUAUUUUUCAGAUAAGCGUUUAGCGGCCCAAAAAUCUCCUCAUCCCGGCGCAUUCGGGUUGGUACAAAACCCAACGGCUGAACCGAAAACAGGUUCGCCGGUUCAGUCCUCCAGCUUGGCCUCUGCUAGCUCGCUCCCCUGAUUAUGGAGGGCGGGGCUUAGCAGCAAGUCCCUGUUGUCUCGCCCCUCAUCCUCGGUUCUUGAUCCGUUGGUGAGGGGGGUCGGUCAUUCCCUCAAUUGAUUCCUUCUAUCUUUAAUUCUCCCCUGUUCUGCAUCUGGGUAUCUUCAGUUAAUUAGUUUUUUCGGUUUCUUCAAGAUCGGUCGAACAAAUCUCCGUCGGAGCUGCAUCUCUGUUUCGAUUGGUUGCGCAGGGCUAAUUUGUCUUUUUGUUCUUAAUUUAGCGAUUCCCGUGAGGACAUAAGAUAUUCGUGUUAAUUUUUUGUAUUUUAUGCAAUUAUUGUCCCGAGUCUGGGAAUCCCGUAACUGAAAUUUCCGUCCUCUGUUCUUGAAAAUUGCAUUUUCCCAUCGGAUUUAUCGCCUUGUCUCCUUCAUAAUCGGCCGCUCCCCUGUACUCUGGCAUGAGUUCCACCUCUUUACCUCAAUCAACAUCCCGCGACCUCGAUCAAUUUCCCUAAAGGGUUGUAAUUGGUUGAUUCAGCUGCAGAUCCCCAUGCCUCGGCAAAUCGUGCUCCGGCCGCCGUCGAUGAACCGCCGGCAGCCGCUCCUGACAAACCAGUCUUCCACCGGCAGCGCACGGUUCGCGGAGGUCGCCGGUGGCACAACAGCGGAGUGCGCGGCGAUAUGCUGCUGCUGUCCUUGCGGACUCGUCAACCUCCUGGUGCUCGCGGUCUACAAGGUGCCGGCGGAGCUCUGCCGGAAGGCGCUCAGGAAGAAGCGCCGGCGGCGGCUGAUCAAGAAAGGAGUGUUGCCGCAGCGACGCUGCUGCGUCGACCCGGAGCUGCACAAUCAUUCGCCGCCGCACGCCGCGGCGGAGAAGGCGGGAAAAAUGGAUGAAUCGGAGAAGGAGGCCAUGGAUUUGGAGAAGGAGAUGUGGGAUAGGUUUUACAAUACUGGGUUCUGGAGAAGUCCUUCUCAGAGGGAGCAACAAAAUGGGAAAUGAUUGUGACAUGGACGAACAACACCUUCUCUCCUUAUGCCUAAUUUAAUGCAAAGCAAUUCAGCCAUUCACUCUCUUCUUCUUCAUGUGUUUUCUGGUGCUCUGUUUCUCAUUGAACUCUCUCUCCGUUUUAGUUUCAUUUAUUUUGAAAACUAUUUCUUGCCUUCUGGGUGGAUGGUAGCGUUGAAUGUGGUGAUUGGGAUGGAAGUUCAUCAUUAAAUGGGGCUGGGCUUCUUGUGAUUAUUGUGGUGAUGGAGAUGUUUUCUUUGUUAAUGCAUGUUUAUUAAUUUUGAUUCGUACUUUAAAUUCAAAAUUUUCUUGCUUAAA